AUGGGCGCCGAGGAAAAGUACAAAACUACUCCCAGCGCUAAAAUUCAAAUCAAACCGCCGGAAAUUGACGAAUUUGUCGUUUUGAAACCUAUCAGCCGCGGUGCUUUUGGAAAAGUCUACCUAGCACGGAAGAAAUGCAACUCCCGCUUAUACGCCAUUAAGGCCAUGAAUAAAGCGGACAUGGUCGAUAAAAACAUGACGAACCAACUGAAAGCUGAACGCGAUGCAUUGGCGUUAAGCAAAAGUCCCUUCGUGGUUCAUCUUUUUUAUUCUCUCCAGUCUGCCACCAAAAUCUACCUGGUCAUGGAGUACCUCAUUGGAGGUGAUGUCAAAUCUCUCCUCCACAUUUGUGGAUAUUUUGACCAAGACAUGGCGGUCAAAUAUAUCUCAGAAGUUGCCCUGGCGUUGGACUACCUUCACCGCCACGGCAUUAUACACAGGGACCUCAAGCCCGACAACAUGCUAAUUUCUAACGAAGGUCACAUUAAGUUGACUGAUUUUGGCCUUUCCAAGGUGAAGCUCGACAGAGAACUGAAACUCACAGAUAUCCUAAACACACCAUCUGUACCCAAACCCACCAAUUAUUCCCGCACGCCGGGUCAAGUCAUGUCCUUAAUCACAUCAAUUGGUUUUAACACCCCGAUGGUUGAAAAUCAACGUCACAGCAGCACAUCCGCCGUUUCCUGCGGCAAAAUGAUGCGGAAGAACAAAUCGCUGGGCUCGCCGCCUGUGACGGUGAAGGAGGCUAUGAGCUCACCAGCUAAUCACAACUGGAAGAAAGGGCUGCACAGUUGCGUGUUCGCUCCCCACUACCGGGCCGUCAAUCUGACGCCCACGCUGAUGAAAACCAGAAAGCGCUUCGAGACCUUGAGCGCGGCCAGCAGCGCCGACACCGAGGGCGGCGUCAGCCCGCUGUGGGAGUGCGAGGAGAAGGAAAACAAAGAGAAGGCCGGCGUUUGCGGGAGCGCCUUCAAGCGGCCGUUUUCCGACGUGGAGGUGAGCCCGGACGCCGCGGAGAGCCUGCCCAAGAGGAGCGCCGAGCACUACCGCCCCCGCUACGAUGACGCCGUCGCCACUCGCUCCGGGCUCACCGGAGCCUUCGCCGACGUGGGGAUCGACGGCGAGGAGGGCGACCCGGCACCUCUUCGCUCCAGUCCCGUCACCGUGGCAAAGAGCCUCUUUUCGGAAAUUGAAGAUUCGGGAGUGCCAGGAAAAGACUGGGAUUGUAGCUUCACGUCGCCGCUGGGCAGCAGUGGCGUUUGCCGGAGUUUGAGCCUGGACUCGGACGCCUCCGUGCUGGAAACGUCUGUUACCGUCCCGGACGUCAGCCAACCUUCCGAAAAAGUGGCCUCGCCCUCCCCGCCGGCGUCCCCCGGCUUCCUGCGACCCAAGAACGCGGUGGCGUUCCGCAGCUACUGCAGCUCCAUCGACCGCUCCAACGCGUCGCGGCUGAGCCUGGGCGGCCCCCCGGACGCGUCCUCACCCGCCGUCUGCCUCGCCACGCCGGCCCACCGGAAGAUCAGCACCGGCAGUUCCCUCUUCCAGACUCCUCAAGCCGUGUCCACCUCGCACACCCCCUUCCGGACCCCCAAGAGCGUGCGACGGGGGGCCCUGCCCGUAGAAGGGGCGCCCAUUUUAGGAACCCCUGACUAUUUGGCUCCGGAACUGCUUUUGCGAAUGUCUCACGACUGCAUGGUGGACUGGUGGGCGUUGGGCGUGUGCCUGUUCGAGUUCCUCACCGGCGUGCCGCCCUUCAACGAUGAGACGCCGCAGCUGGUCUUCCAGAAUAUUCUUAACAGAGAUAUCCCCUGGCCUGAAGGUGAGGAGGAGCUAUCGGACGACGCCAAGAACGCCAUUGAAAUCCUCCUCAACAUGGACAAAACCAAGCGGGCGGGAUUUAAAGAACUGAGGCAGCACCCGCUGUUGGAAGGCCGCGACUGGGACAAUCUGCACACGCAGCCCAUGCCGUUCAUCCCUCAACCCGAGGACGAGACGGACACAUCCUAUUUCGAGGGCCGGAACAACGCGCAGCACAUCGCUUUGUCCGCCUUCAGCUUGUAA
This is a messenger RNA of Nerophis lumbriciformis (worm pipefish), 2061 nucleotides long. The record is from RefSeq and is a predicted model, not a curated record. NCBI's taxonomy places the organism in Eukaryota, Metazoa, Chordata, Actinopteri, Syngnathiformes, Syngnathidae.